Molecule: messenger RNA, 3127 nt
Organism: Spodoptera litura
Lineage: Eukaryota; Metazoa; Arthropoda; Insecta; Lepidoptera; Noctuidae
Source: RefSeq, a predicted model, not a curated record
CAUUCAAAAUGUUGACUUGUUGAUUUGAUGUAAAUAAAUAAUCAAAAUCUGUUUCAUCUUCUUAUAUUAUUAAUAAUUUAAUGUAAAGUGAAAGAAAGUGUCAAAAGAAAUGGCGAAUAAACAAGAUUACAACUAUGAGUACACGCCGCUGUGGACGGGAAAUGAGUGAAUCACGGAAACGAAGAUAGGAAUAUUGUGAUGAUGAAGAUAAACACAUAUAGCUUGCACCUAAACACCGUAUAAACAAGGCAUCUAACACAGAACAGUCCAAAGACCACCAGAUGACAUGGUGUUUCUGGCGGCGGCGACGGCUGGUGGUGGCGCUGCUAGCGUUUUUCGGCUUCUUCAACGUGUACGCGCUGCGCGUCAACCUGUCAGUCGCCGUGGUCGCCAUGACAGAACCGGUGGAAACCAAACUGGAUAAUGGGACUGUUGUAUUAAUUCCAGAAUUCGACUGGAGUUCACAAACUAAGGGUUUGGUACUCAGCUCGUUCUUCUACGGAUACCUGAUCACACAGCUCCCAGGCGGCUGGCUAGCGGCUAAAAUAGGAGGUAACAGGGUGUUUGCGAUAGGCAUCGGCGCGACAUCUCUACUGACAUUGUUCACACCGCCGCUAGCGCACACCAGUACUGGCCUACUGAUUGCUGUUAGAGUCGUCGAGGGAUUCUUUGAGGGUGUAACGUACCCGUGUAUCCACGCGGUAUGGUCCCGCUGGGCACCGGGCCCGGAGCGCGCCCGCCUGGCAACGUUUGCCUUCAGCGGCAGCUACGCAGGCACCGUCGUGUCUAUGCCCAUAUGUUCACUACUGGCUCAUUACACUGGCUGGCCUGGCAUCUUUUAUGUAUUUGGUCUAUCCGGUUUGGUCUGGACUACUAUAUGGUGGCUGGUCGUGAAGGAGUCACCUGAGAAGGAUCCUCAUAUAUCUCCCGCUGAACUCAAGUAUAUUCAGGAUUCACGAGGAACGCAGGCAGUGGAGGGAUCAAAGAUACGUCACCCAUGGGGCGACAUGCUCAAAUCUGCGCCAGUCUGGGCCAUCGUCAUGGCACAUUUCAGUGAAAACUGGGGCUUCUACACGUUACUUACUUUCCUACCUACGUUUAUGCAAGAUGUAUUCAAGUUCGAGACAUCUCAAACGGGUUGGCUAUCCGCCGUCCCAUACUUGGCGAUGGCGAUAGUACUGCAGGUGGCCGGACACAUCGCGGACUGGAUGCUGCGGCGAGGGAUGAUGUCCAGGACCAAUAUUAGGAAGCUGUUUAACUGUGGAGCUUUUCUGUCACAGACGGUGUUCAUGGUAGCUGCGGCGUACUCCACGUCAGUGACGGGAUGUGUCGUGUUCCUCACUAUCGCUGUUGGCCUCGGAGGAUUCGCCUGGUCCGGAUUCAGUGUGAACCACCUGGACAUAGCCCCCCCACACGCGAGUGUACUGAUGGGUCUGUCCAACACUAUCGCGACCCUGCCCGGCAUCAUCUCCCCGCCGCUGGCUGGAGCCAUCGUUACUGAUAAGUCUGCAGACCAAUGGCGUAUAGUCUUCUUCAUAUCCAGCGCCAUCUAUCUGAUAGGUGCGAUAAUAUACGGACUCUUCUGUUCCGCGGAGAUACAACCGUGGGUCGUAGAGAUAGACACUGACGCUAGCUUCGACACAGAUGGCGCCUCCGUCACCACUUCACGUGGGUACGAUAACAAGGGCUUAGAUCAAAAUUCUGAAAUGUAAAUUGUUUUUUUUUAAGUGGUUUUGAUGUUUGUGUACGCAGGAGAUUAUGUUUUGUGAGAUUAUGCCGAGUGAUCGAUUUUUUUUUAUUUUCAUUUGUUUUUCGAAAAUCUGAAGUUGAAGUCGAGCUCAAAUUGUAUUUCUUUUUUUGUUUUGUAAAUUAUAAAUUUUGUUUGGAACUAUAAAACUGUUUAAAAUACUUCAAACCUUGUAUAUUAAGAUUUAUUUUAAAACAUCUAUCAUUCAUUGGUUAUCUAAUAUCACAUAGACUUAUGUAAGAACUUUGGAAAAAUCAGUUUUUAAUACUAUAGCUGUUUGCCGAUAUUCAUAUUUCGCGUCAGAUAUUUGUAAUUAUUUGUAUAGUAUCAAUAGUUCUUAUUUUAAGUUCAGUUUAGUUUUUAAGAACAAUAUUUGUUACACAAAAGGGUAAUAGGUACUAGAAAAAUAUUUAAAAAGACUUCAGCAAGGCUAAAAAACUUUUUUUACCAUAAAUUAUGUUUCUUUUUUACCUAAACAUAACUAAUAUUUCCUGGCUGACAUUAAAAAGACAGUACAAGUCUUUCUGUUAACUAAAAUUCAACUUUAUAACAAUAUGUACAGAGUUAAUAAUUGAGUGCCUAUUUAUCCCUGUAAAAUCAUUCCAUUUUUUUAAUAAUAAGAAUAUUUUACUGUAAAUAUUUAUAAAUAUAAGUUGCUUGUGAUAGUAAAAUGAAGUGUUUGUGUAUAAAUUGUAAUGUAUUGAGCCUCGCAUACGUGACCUAUAUUUUGUAUUGACACUAGUUGAUCAAUUUUAGCACUUACUGGUAAAAGAUAGGGUUCAAGUUUUAUUGUAUCAUAAAUGGUUUGCUGUUUCACCAUUUUUAUAGUUGCUGGAAGUUUGAUUUUAAUUAUGUUUAGCAUAGGGUUUAAAUUGCAUUCAUUGGUGGGCCCAUAUAAACAUUUUUGUAUCAGCUAUUUUUGUUUUGUUGAAUAUUUUCGUUGUUGCUCCAAUUUUUACUUUAAAUCUUUUCUACGUAAGGUUGAAAUUGCUUUCUUUUGUGUGUUCAUGUAAUGUAGAUCAGGACUGUAAAAAUUUUCUUCACCCUUAGCUCAUUAUUUUUCAAGUUUAGUCUUUAAUUCUGUUUGGUAUAAGGUUUAAAUUGCAUUACUUCAUGUGCUCAUGUAAUAUAGAUCAUUCCUAAGGCAGGGUUCACUGUUAAUAUUGUAUCUCAAAGAUCUGCUUUUAGUGUAUUAUUUGAUUGUGAUAAAUAUAGGUUUAAGUUAUGAAUUGAUUUAUUGUAAUAUUCAAAUAUUUUAACUACUUCGUUGGACAAGAACUAGCGCAAAUACUAAGCAUAAGGUCUACUAAAAAUCACGGGUUGCGACCGCGCACGCUGUUCAUGAGGAAAAACCCCUCUGUGGUUCGAAACUAAUAGAGC